AUGGCAGCUUCAGAUCUAUCUAUAAGCUUAUUAUUAUUCACUGCCGCCAUUAUUUUCUCCAACUUGGCUUCUCUUGCAUCUUCAUCUUCCUCCAUUUGUGACCUCACACCAUAUCCACCCUUCUGCAAAUCCAAUUCACCUUCCAAAGGCCGCAGUGACAUACAUAGCUAUGGUCGAUUUUUCGCACGCAAAUCCCUCUUAUCAUCUACUAAGUUUCGCUCAUUAGUCUCUAAGUAUCUCAAACCUCGUUCCAAAAACAAAUUAUCUAGGUCCAUGCUUCUUGCCCUUCAAGAUUGCUACCUUCUAAGUGACUUCAACGUAGAUUUCUGGACCAACACUCUCAACGCCAUAAAUUCCACUAACACACUCAGUAGCUCAGAGGAUGAAAAUUAUUUGCAUAGCAUGAUUAGUGCUACUUUAACCAACCACGACACCUGCUUAGAUAGCCUCCAACAAGCCACAACCACACACACUGAUGAAUUACUCAUCAGCAAUAUCUCCAAUGGGACCAAGUUUUAUAGCAUAUCCCUUGCAUUUUUCAAGCAAGGUUGGGGAACCAACAAAAACACACACAACAGAAAAUUAACAGAGGAGAUAGUAAAGAGAAGUAACAUUCAUCGCAUGUGGGAACAGAGGCUGUAUGAGAUAACAAAAAGAAGAGGAAGAAAACUGCUUCAGUUAGAUCCUGAGGCGAAUGUUGUUGUGAGCCAAAUGGUGGUGGUGAACCCAGAUGGCUCUGGAGACUACACAACUAUUAAUGAUGCAGUGAAUGCAGCACCAAACAACACCCUUGGUAUCAAUGGCUUUUUUGUAAUUUAUGUGGUUGCAGGGGUGUAUGAAGAAUAUGUUUCCAUUCCAAAAACCAAACAGUAUUUGAUGAUGAUAGGUGAUGGUAUUAACCGGACUAUAAUCACCGGAAAUCGAAGCGUCACUGAUGGCUGGACAACCUUCAACUCUGCCACGUUUGCUGUGGUUGCAAAAGGCUUUGUGGCGGUGAACAUGACAUUUCGGAACACAGCCGGAGGAAUAAACCACCAAGCAGUGGCGCUUCGGAGCGGUGCAGAUCUGUCUGCAUUUUAUAGCUGUAGCUUUGAAGGGUACCAAGACACACUGUACACGCAUUCUAUGAGGCAAUUCUACAGAAACUGCGACAUUUAUGGCACUGUGGACUUCAUAUUUGGCAAUGCAGCGGUUGUCUUCCAAGAUUGUAACAUCUACCCAAGACUACCAAUGAGUAAUCAAUUCAAUGCAAUCACUGCACAGGGCAGAACUGAUGUGAAUCAAAACACUGGAAUCUCCAUACACAAUUGCACCAUAACGGCCGCAGCCGAUUUAGCUGCUAGUAACGGCACCACAAAAACGUACCUAGGGAGGCCAUGGAAACUCUAUUCAAGAACAGUUUACAUGCAAUCUUUCAUGGAUAGCUUGAUCGAUCCAGCGGGUUGGGUUGCUUGGUCUGGGGACUUUGCCUUAGACACCCUUUAUUAUGCUGAAUAUGAUAACUGGGGAGCCGGAUCAAAUACCAGUAGCAGGGUUACUUGGGCAGGUUACGAUGUGCUUUUGGACAGCAUAGGUGCAAUUAAUUUUACAGUCUCCAAUUUCAUAUUUGGUGAUGUUUGGCUUCCCGCCACUGGAGUACCUUAUUUAGCUAGUUUAUACUGA
Messenger RNA from Arachis stenosperma, 1662 nucleotides. Its product is annotated as pectinesterase-like. The transcript has 2 exons. Gene Ontology annotation, molecular function: pectinesterase inhibitor activity; pectinesterase activity. NCBI's taxonomy places the organism in Eukaryota, Viridiplantae, Streptophyta, Magnoliopsida, Fabales, Fabaceae. The coding region runs from base 1 to 1662 and encodes 553 amino acids. The record is from RefSeq and is a predicted model, not a curated record. Gene Ontology annotation, biological process: cell wall modification.